GUGACGGUGGCGGCGCAGCAACAAUAGGAAACAGCAAGAGGACUGGACACCAGGAAGACGCAGCCAGAGGCGGUGCUGUCAGGCCCGUGCAGGGUGGCCAGCGAGAAGGCUCCGCUAGGCACGGCCUGCGCCUGCCGGAGACCAGGCAAAGAUGAAGCCGGGCAGCUGUAGCGGGAGGGACUCCGAUUGAGCAACAGGAAGGACUUGGACUUGAGACGCACCGGGUGCAGAUUCCACGUUGACCUCCCUGGUUCAGGAAGCAGCAGCGGAGCUCAGGAGGUGUCUCUAGGGCAGGAUGGCCCAGGACCUCAGCGAGAAGGAGCUACUGAAGAUGGAGGUGGAGCAGCUGCGGAAGGAGGUGCAGAACCCCAGAGCUCCGAUUUCCAAGACAGGCAAGGACAUCAGGGAAUACGUGGAGGCCCAAGCUGGAAACGACCCCCUUCUCAAAGGCAUCCCUGAGGACAGGAAUCCCUUCAAGGAGAAAGGCACCUGUCGGAUAAGCUGACAGCCUGGACGCCCUCAGCCUGAGUGUCCCUCCUCAGCCAGGCCCAAGUGUCCUGGGACACCCAGGGGACCCGUGAAUUUGCUCCCUCUGUCGGUCCCAGAAGGCACUGCGCAUCUG
This is a messenger RNA of Lepus europaeus (European hare), 622 nucleotides long. It is a transcript of the gene GNGT2, whose product is annotated as G protein subunit gamma transducin 2. The record is from RefSeq and is a predicted model, not a curated record. Gene Ontology annotation, biological process: G protein-coupled receptor signaling pathway. The transcript has 3 exons. Gene Ontology annotation, cellular component: heterotrimeric G-protein complex. Bases 296 to 505 code for a protein of 69 amino acids. NCBI's taxonomy places the organism in Eukaryota, Metazoa, Chordata, Mammalia, Lagomorpha, Leporidae. Gene Ontology annotation, molecular function: G-protein beta-subunit binding.